AUGUCGUCGGGUACUGUUAACUUCCCCGCCAUUCUUGUAACUGUCACCUGUAAUCCGCGCAGGUGUGUCCGCACCCCCCUGAGUGGACGAGAAAGAAAGGAUUUAUCGGAGCAACCCCCCAGGUUCCGGACCCAGGAGUCAACUUUCCCGUAUGAGCAUUCGAUAGGUCGUCUGAGGGUUCGCCGCGGUUCAUUGCUGUGCUUACACACCAGGCUACCCUUUUCCGAAAGCUCCGCGGGACCACCUACCACUAGUCUUCGGCCGGAGGGGUUUAUUGCACAAAAACGCGGGACGCAGGGGCUGCUCCCGAAGAGGGAAGCCCAACGAAUGUCAGAUGCAAAGCCCCGCACCUCAUUAAGAUCAUAUUGGCAUACUCUCCCAAAAAAGAAAGAGCAGACCCCAUUGAAGACGAGAGUGAGGUACAACAAGGCCAUUUCUGCCCACCGCCCUUCUCACGGAGCCGUACGUGGACGUUACCGCUCAUACAGCUCCCAGCCAGCAAGAGUUAGCCUUCCUCUACAAGGAAUGGAAGUGUGGAUGAAUCGAAUCAAAUAGAGGAAUUCGGUUUUUCUUUUCAGCAAUAACACGGUGGAUCAGGACGAGAAUGAAUCCGGGAAUCCAGGACAUACUCAUCCUGGAGCUUAUGCUCUCCUCUGGAGAGGGGGUUUUUUAUAGAGAGAGAGGUGAGUCGAGGGUAGCCUCCCGCUUGACCUAUUUUUCGGAGUCGGAGGAAGAUCUCUCAUCUGAUGACCCUGAACAAGAAGGAGCUGCUCUCGAUGUGAGAUCAGCAGCAAAAGAAAGAAGAGGAAUUGGAUGCCCCAGAGCAGCAGCC
Molecule: messenger RNA, 832 nt
Organism: Daucus carota subsp. sativus
Lineage: Eukaryota; Viridiplantae; Streptophyta; Magnoliopsida; Apiales; Apiaceae
Source: RefSeq, a predicted model, not a curated record